GACCUUUUCUCUUCCAUGUGCGCUGAACGCCACUAAGGAAGAAGAAAAUACAGUCACAGGUCACCGGUAUUUUGUCUUGACGGGAGGUGGAGAUAGCCGGUUAAAAGCACAAUGACCAAGAAGAGGAGCGGAAACCGCGAGACUGAAGCCAGUCCUCUGGUGGGUGAGGAACCGAGGCCCUCAAAAGAAAGUCAAACGCUCAAAGGAACCCAAUCCCCUGGAGGAGCCUCUGCGCGAAUGUCAAUCCUCACCCUCAUCACUAUCUUUGCCUGUGCUGCUUGUGUUAUGUAUCUGGUGUUCCGUAAUUUCCCCGAACUGAACGAAGAUGAGAAGGAAAAGAUCAAAAUUCCUAAGGACAUGGAUGAUGCCAAAGCGUUGGGCACAGUACUGUCCAAAUACAAAGACACGUAUUACACUCAAGUACUGUUAGCGUACUUUACUACAUAUAUCUUCCUUCAGACGUUUGCCAUCCCAGGCUCCAUAUUCCUCAGUAUACUUUCUGGUUAUCUGUAUCCCUUUCCUCUAGCUCUCUUCCUGGUCUGUCUGUGUUCAGGGCUCGGAGCAUCCUUUUGCUAUAUGCUGUCUUAUUUAGUUGGGAGACCAAUGGUCUACAAGUACCUCACAGAGAGAGCUCAGAAAUGGUCACAACAGGUAGACAAGCACAGAGAGCACCUCAUAAAUUACAUCAUUUUUUUGAGAAUUACUCCUUUCCUUCCAAACUGGUUCAUCAACAUCACUUCACCAGUCAUUGACGUGCCUUUAGGUGUCUUCUUUCUGGGAACCUUUCUUGGAGUGGCCCCUCCAUCAUUUGUGGCAAUAAAUGCAGGGACGACGCUGUACAAACUGACCACAGCUGGAGAGGCGGUUUCCUGGAACUCUCUCAUUGUGUUGGGGGCUUUGGCUGUCGUCUCAAUCCUGCCUGUCUGUUUUCAAAAGAAACUUCAGCAGAAGCUUGAGUAGACUUCUCCAGCUCUACUUGAUUCAGCUCAGGAAUUAUAGUGAUCCUCUAAUGGUCUCUUUUAGUUUUCUUCGUUUAUGCAUGUACAACACACCCUCAUGUCUUCAUAUGAUGAGCAGUCACGGACUGUGAGUGACAGACUGGCCUUCCAUUGUUUCUCUGCUACUUUAAUGGGAUGAAAAUUCUGUCUCCGCUAACUCCCUCCACGGUUAAGCAACAUCUUCAAUAAUAUCAAUAUCUUGAUCUUCGUCAAUUUCUUCAAUGUUUUAAACUUCCCAAUAAUUUUCCAAACAACAGAUAUGCUAUUUUAAACAAUUCUGAUGCACUGGAAAUCUUUCCCUUCCUUUGAAGUUACUGAAUGUGCCACUGAACCCACUUUAAUAUUCACAUUUGUUUGAGAAUUGGGGUAUUAUGUGCAUCAGAAACGUUUUGAGGGUUGGGUUUACUGCUUUUGAUUUUAAUCUUAAUUCUAAGAUAAAACUAAAGAUAAAAUGCAGUAGCAAUCUCAUGCCCUCUCAGUGCCCUGUGUACUGCUGCUUACUGUAGGUGGUAGUGCUUCUCUCUUGGUACGGAGUUCAUUUUUUUCCCAUUAGUGAUACAGUUGGAUGAUGCCACAGUAGUAUUACAGAUCAAGACUGUAUAUUGCAUCUGUCUAGAUUUGUUUUGCCUUUAUUAUAGGUUCUAUAAAUGCAAUUAAUUCAUGGACAUUGUAGCGUUUUAUACACUUAACAAUGACAGCAAACUCUACUGGCCACCUGGUCUAAGUAAAAAUAUCCUCUUUAAACUUGGAUGCAACCUUUAGAAAUGGUCUAAAUGCCAAAUCAUUAUGAGCUUCUUUCAUUGAAAUAGUUCAUAGUUUGAGUGGACUCAUACUAGAUAUAAUGUUUCAUUUAUCAUUUUAAUUUUAGCCACAAAACAGAGGGAAGUAUUAAUGUUCAAUAUUUUAGAUUUGGAUGAUUUCCUGGACCUUGUCGAGCCAAACUACUGUGAUGGAUUGUAAAUGGAAUAUGUCUGUUUAAUCGAUGCAGCUUAGUGGAAAUGUGUACAUUGUGGAAAGCUGCCUUUUGCAGUUAAGUCUGGCAAUGAGGAAAACAAAUCAGUCUUAAAAUGAUCAGUCUUACAUAAUACUUAAAAUACAGCUAUCUGUACUCUUUGUAUACUUGAAAGCGAGUCUUAUUACAUGACUGAAUUUAUUCUCGCAUGUUGGAUUCAUUUUUAUCUGCUGUUUUUAUUAUGUCACACCCAACAUUCAGUUUGUCAUCUCAAAAUGUUCCUGUAGUGACUGUAAUAUAACAUGGACCUAGAGGAAAGAUGAGACUUAACAGAGUUCUUGUUCUGCAACAGUUAUAGGGUUUAGUAAACUUUAUUGGUUAAAAUUAUAAAUAGAAAUAAUCUGACUGUCAUUUUUUUCCAUUUCUAAAUUGUACUUAAUACCUUAAUUUUUUAAUCAUAUUUUUACAGGGAUGUCUCUGAUCCAUAGAUUAAAAUGACUGAUUACAGUAUUACAUUUAAUUGAAAAACGUGUCCUGCAUUUUAAAAGAUAUUCAUUGAUGUCUGUCCAACUUCUUGAGA
Messenger RNA from Triplophysa rosa, 2530 nucleotides. RefSeq names its product transmembrane protein 41B (gene tmem41b). The transcript is spliced from 8 exons. Gene Ontology annotation, cellular component: endoplasmic reticulum membrane. The record is from RefSeq and is a predicted model, not a curated record. Bases 112 to 960 code for a protein of 282 amino acids. NCBI's taxonomy places the organism in Eukaryota, Metazoa, Chordata, Actinopteri, Cypriniformes, Nemacheilidae.